This is a messenger RNA of Stylonychia lemnae, 486 nucleotides long. NCBI's taxonomy places the organism in Eukaryota, Ciliophora, Spirotrichea, Sporadotrichida, Oxytrichidae. The record is from the annotation of a GenBank genome assembly.
AUGGAUAUAGAUCUGCCGGGUAUGUUUAUUGAAAAAUUUACCAAACUCCUAUUUGAAAAAGAGGGGAACUGGCAAAACAUUCUAAAAGUUUCGAUGGCUGUAGCAAAUGAUAGUUUUUACACUGUUAUAAAUGUGCUAUAUAGCGCUUAGUCAAUAGCAUUAGCUUGUAUUCUUUAUGCAGCUAUCAGGUUCAAUGUUCCAACACCCUUUGAUGAUCCUCAAUUUAACUUUGAUAUUUGCCAAGAAAGAUAUGUCUUCAAAAAAAUGAUGGCAUAUCAAUAGUAGCAAUUAAGUUAAAAUUGCCAAGAUUCACCAAUGAUAGAUGAAAGUAAGAAGUAAUUGAUGAUUGAAUAGCUAAAAGCUGAGUUCAAAAAAAUUCCUUGGGAGAAAAAAGUUGAUUUAGAAUGUGAACUAAAUGAAGUUGUUGAUUCAGUUAAGCAAAUUUAAAACUUUUACAGUAAUUUAUUAAAUGGUAAGCAGCAUUGA